UCUCCCAGCUAGCAGUCCACCCGAAUAUUGAACAUAAUGUGAACAUAAAUCCAAGGAACUUUCUGGGAGCAGUCAAGAGGAUUUCCACAAAGGUCACGAUACAAAUGUCCAACUGAAGCCUCCUGCAGCAAUGGAGGCCCAAGAGUUUUCCAUGCUGUCGUCACUGAGGGGAGAGCCGAAAUUGGAGGAGUUCAUUCAGCCUCACUACAAGGAGUCCUACCGCCUGGCCAUCGACUGCCUGGCAAGUGGCGGCAGAGAAAGUUACCAGAAGUUCCUCAAGGAAGAACGUCUCGGAAGCUUCCUCUCGGAGGACGAGCUUCUUUUCAUUACCCGAAAGGCAGAAAACGUCCCACCUAAAAAUGAUGCGGAGGAAACCACGGUUCCUGUGGACAGCCACUCAUCCUCGGGGACGUACUGGCCCGUCCACUCGGAGGGGGACGCGCCAGACUUGGAGUUGGGUUGGCCGGAUGUCCUGCAAGAAAGACUACAGACGAACAUAGAUCUGCUCUUUCAUCCGCCGAGACAGAACAACCCGACCAUCAAGGAGGUGGUUCGGAAGCAUAUACAAGAUGCGAGACAGGUCAUUGCCAUUGCGAUGGACGAGUUCACGGAUGUAGAUAUAUUCAAAGAGGCUGUGGAUGCCUCGAUACGAGGAGUGCCAGUCUACGUGCUUUUGGAUGAUUUCCAUUUGAAAAGUUUCCUCGCAAUGGCUGAAAAUCAAGACGUCAAAAUAAAUCAACUAAGGAACAUGAGGGUGCGCACUGUGAAGGGCCCGGAUUACCUCUGCCGAUCGGGAGUGAAAUUUCAUGGAGCGAUGGAGCAGAAGUUUCUUUUAGUCGACUGCCUCACAGCAAUUUAUGGUUCAUAUGGCUUCACGUGGUCAUUUGAGAAGAUUCAUCUGAGCAUGGUGCAGCUGAUCACAGGCCACCUGGUGAAGUCCUAUGACGAGGAGUUUCGAACACUUUAUGCCCGCUCGACUGUGCCGUCUGAGCUCUGCCCUCCGGAAGGUUUGACCCAACGCAAUGGACGACAGAUUUUGCCCCAAGACACCCACAAAGUUGAGCGUAGGGACCAGCUGAGGCAUACGCUGGACACAGUUUAUCGGAAGACCUGCGAGAUGAAACUAGGAGCGAGAGAUCUAGAUCUAGAGAGGAGGCUCUUUGAAGAGGAACCUUACCAUUCCGGGCUGUUAAAGGAAAAUGGGAUUGCUGUUAACAACCAGAUGCCCCAAUUUCUGUCAACAGAGUCAAAUGACUUCAUUAAAAGGCACAGCUAUGCUGGAGAGAGGCAAGACGAAUGUAUUCCACCGAACUUCAGGCCCAGAGCGAGCAACUGGAACAUCUCAAGAGAAACAGGAAGUGGAAUAAAUCACUUUCCAGUGGACAAUUAUUUACAUGUGCCACAAAUCCAAAGAGGUCAUAACAUGCGGCAGUCUUACAGUGGCAACGACAAACGUGUUAUUUCCAUGCAGCAGAACAUGCCAACGCUAGAGAAUACAUCCAAGUCCUUCAUGCGCACAUUUAGGAUCGAGUCUUACCUCAAACGCCCUGAGGUGCCGUUCGGAGACUCUUGUGACUAUUUGGACCAGGUUGAUCCACAGGACAAAGGCAACUCCUUCAUGCAGGGAAGGAUGAGGUCGUCCCUCGUUUUCAGGCCCACCGUACCGGAGCAAAUGGAGCCAAACCGACACAUCAACUCCUCCACUUGUGUCAACUCCUUAGCAGCCCCAAACACUCCUUCCCACUACUCAUCCAUGCAUUGGAAUCCAACUGCAGCAGCUGAUACGAUGAGUAAUGACGGGUACAUGUUUAAUAGGAAAAGUUUGCAAGUUUUGGAUGACAGUCAGAAUAAGGCAAACUCAGGUCCAGGUAGAGGCUCUUACCCCGCUGUCUAUGCUAGCUUAGGCAGAUCAGCAGGUAGACACUUGCUCCAAAACCCAGACACCAUGUCUGACAAUUGGCAGAAAAGACGUAGCUUAGCAGAUCCAAGGCCAGCCCUCGAGUACAAGCAUGAAUCAUCAAGUCACGUGUAUGGAGAUUUUUCAGGGGCGCAGGUUAAUAGAAGCACAGCAGAGAUCAAUGCACAGAGUGGAGGAUACAGGUCAAAUCUGAAAGAAGAUCAGAGGUCUUCUUCUCAUUAUGAUGUCAAGAGGGUCACAGACUGCCACGUCACGCCUAAUUGGCAGCAGCCGCCAUCCAGGACAGCGUCCGCGGCAGCCCUGGAAGUUAAGAGCAAGGGUCUAACACCUAAAUCCAACAGCAUGAGCCAACCACAUUUUCCAAUGAAGACUAGCAAAAAAAUCUUACCAGAGAAGAAAGAGGAUUCAGUGGGAACCAGCGACACACUGAGUCUGCAGUCAAGUUGCAGCACAGACACCUUAACAGCGGAUGAUGAGCCGAGGACAUCGUACAGAGGAGCAAAACACCCCCAAAGCACAACCCACUCCGUCAGGUCCUCCUCAGGGCACCAGAUGAAGCGGAUAGAUGGCGACCAUCUUACCUCUUCAAAACCUCGAUUCAGGGCUGAAGAGCUCAAAAAUCCACCCCAAGUCUCUCUACCUAAACCUACGACCCAAAAGAAGCCCGGCAUCUUUGAGAGAAGCGCGAGGCCCGGCUCUGAAUCGACAAGCUGGAGCAAAGAUCGAGGUCCGGAGACUCGCCUUUACAGCAGAUAUGAGUCCUUCUGCUCGAUUGACAAGAAACGCUCGCAGGAGAAAACCAAAACGCUCCCUAAAGGUGAUGCGGACAUUGAACAUAACAUCACCCGGGCUGCAAGGGGGCACCACGAAAAUAAGCUGGAGAAAUUCCUUCAACGAAUGGGACAUCUAAUACACAAGAACAAGCAGUAAAUCUUCACACGUCACUUCUUACUAAUGGAAAUUUGACUCAUUAUGUAAAUAUUGUUACAGUUAGUCUAUGCUUUUAUUUUUGGCAAACACUGGAUACAUUUUGACCUCUGUGUUUUGUAUUAUGUACAGAUGCACUGAUGAAUGUUGUUUUAUAUCAAAGCAGACCUUAAUAUAACUAAAUCUUAAGUAACCUCGACUGGUGUUGACCUGAAGCAAACAAGAAAUGCUGCAGAGGCUUCAAGUACCAACUGUAUGAAAAGGUAGUAGAGAAAGAUUGAAUUGCUUUGCAGUAACUGUAGGUGUGUUUGAGUUCUUAGUACAAACGUGUGGUUGUUGCUGCUGUACUGUACAUAAAGGGAAAUACUCGUUGCAAAUACAGUCAACGUACAAGCUAACUCCACAGCAUGAAACAACCUCACAGAGGUUGAAUCUCAUGGAAGCAUUUAUGAAAAUAGGCAAAUGAAGGUCACUUUCUUCUCUUUGACAGACAACGUCCCUGCAAGGUUGGUUUUAUGGACAAAUAAAGCACUAUUUUUCUUGCACUGA
Molecule: messenger RNA, 3394 nt
Organism: Pungitius pungitius (ninespine stickleback)
Lineage: Eukaryota; Metazoa; Chordata; Actinopteri; Perciformes; Gasterosteidae
Gene: sack1b
Product: family with sequence similarity 83 member B
Exons: 5
Coding region: 131-2848 (905 amino acids)
Biological process (GO): signal transduction
Cellular component (GO): cytoplasm; membrane
Molecular function (GO): protein kinase binding
Source: RefSeq, a predicted model, not a curated record